AUGACGAAUCAGAAGUGUGUUGUGUACUCGUAUGACAAGAACAGUCCAGGGCAAGCGAUUAUCGAUCGGCUGCCGCAAAUUAAUGGACGCUUUACCAAAGCUUUGAUCGCAGAUUUUGACGAUCCAGCGACAAACACGCGCAGUAUCAAGUCUGAGCUUCAACUGUACAAGCUGGACCGGGUCGAGGUGUCGAAGAUUGAUAUUGAAG
Mesorhabditis spiculigera is the source of this 208-nucleotide messenger RNA. NCBI's taxonomy places the organism in Eukaryota, Metazoa, Nematoda, Chromadorea, Rhabditida, Rhabditidae. The record is from the annotation of a GenBank genome assembly.